AUGGAGCGCUUGCAACUGGCAGUUGGUGGCGAAGCUGUGAAUUCGGUGGACGAUCUCACUCCAGACGUGCUCGGAUAUGCUGGUUCUGUUUAUGAACACGUCUUAGGAGAAGAUAAGUACACGUUCGUCGAAGAAUGUAAAGAUCCCAAAUCAGUCACUAUACUGCUUAAAGGAUCGAGCAAGUAUGCUAUCAAGCAGAUGAAAGAUGCCAUUCACGAUGGACUCAGAGCUGUUUUCAAUACAUUCAGCGACCGUAUGCUGUUUGGAGAUUCCUAG
Gongylonema pulchrum is the source of this 276-nucleotide messenger RNA. The record is from the annotation of a GenBank genome assembly. Lineage: Eukaryota; Metazoa; Nematoda; Chromadorea; Rhabditida; Gongylonematidae.